AAAUGGAUGCUGGGGAUUUUCGUCCCGUGGUAGUGGAUUACAUGUCAGGACUCUGGGACCACUGACCGUACUCCGUAGCACAAUGAUCAAGCGCGCAGUUUGAAUGAUGGUGUUAUCUCGCGACAUGUCACACCCAUCCAAAAAUUUCACGUGCAUGCCGCACACAAAAAUUCGACUUCACAUCGGUGUAAAAUUGCACACCCUGGACACAUGAAAAAUUGUUCCCAAGCAAUCACCAGGACCAGAAUUUCGACGACUGAAUGAAUAAUGUCCGCAAGGGAUAAUUUCUUUGUUUACACAGCGCGUAUUUGUCAAGGUAGCGGUGCAGAAAUACUGGGUGUUGCCCACGAGGGACGGUAUGGCUGCCAGUCGACAGGACCACCUACACUUAGCCACCAGCCUGAGCACAGCAUCCGGACGACGAGCAACGCGCAUCGACCUCGAGAAGCGUCUGGAGAAAGCUGGAAGCGGUUCUUUCUCCGGGGAGUUUCCCUCCAGGGUUGGCUACAAUGAGUGCCAGGCACGUUUUGAGGCUAUCGUCCAGGCGACUGGCACAAUGGCUCCGGGGCUCAAAUGGGUGAAGGAAACAUACGAUGCCUCGAUCCAGGUACUUCUGGAGGGCUGCAAGGCAAAGCUGGAGCAGGGCAGAGAGAUCCACAGGCUGGCAAGCCAUGACACUACCAUGCGUCUACUUAGGAUGAGAGAGCAGGAACUGAAAGAACGGAUUGCAAUUGUGCAGAAUGACACGGAGAGACUGCAAAAGAAGCUGGACCAGACAAGGGAGAAAACUGAGCAGAAAAAACUGGACCUACGUAAAUGUGUCCACACAGAAGCAAAGCGUAUUCAGCGAUCAGCCAUUAAUGAGUCGGAGCGUCGUAUCCUUCUGCAAGCCCUGCCUGGAGACAGCAGCUUUGAUGUCAAAUACCUGCAAAAGAAGCUGGCGGUGCUGAAAAAGGAAAUGGCUGAACUCCAAGAAGCUGCCCAUCAGACAAUGAUGCCGAAGGAACGAGGCAAGCCGCUUGAAGAAGAGAUAAAGCGCCUUGAGCUCGAGGAGAGACUUCCACUGUCAGAUGAGGAGAGCAGGCGAAGGCGAGAAGAGAAACUUUUAAACGUUGCAUUAGUGGCCGCACAGGAGUAUGAACACAAUCUGAAGUAUGUGCGUCCUCAGUGCAGCAUUACGCAGCACAUCAUCAACAAGCUCAAUGAAGUGAGUCGCUCGGAUUAUCAAACAUCAGAUCAUGGCUCGGCCUUUGAGGAUAAUGAGGAGAUGCGUGGCCACCAGAAAGCACUGUUCAGUAUGGACACAUUCACCAGGCUCAUGGAGGAGAAGAACUAUCAUGAUGCUGCUGUCCUAGCAACCGUACACUGUCCGGAAGUCUUAAGGAACCACAGCACGCUGAAUCAGUUCCAGAAAGCGGAAGCAAGCAAAACAGUGCCUGAGCCAUUUCUCUGCUACUGUGAAGCAAUGGUGACUCUACCUGGCAUAGCAAUGGAUGAGUCUGAAACCAUGGAAUGUGCUUUCUUCAUGAUGAGAAAAGGCAUGCUACGAGAAGUCGAGAAGUGGAUGACGAUGCGAAAGCUUACGCCAUCUGCUGGACUCGGUGAUCUCCUCCUGAAGUACGCCAAGCAUUCCAACUCCACCGAUGAGAAACGGCGUGCAGUACACUUGGCAGAAGCAGUGUACCUGCGUUGCGGUGGCUAUGUACAGGCACUGUCGUGUAUGGUGAUGCAAGGACAGCUACAGCGCAUGCUAUCCAUCGCUAGGCGGAUGCCAUCCAUGGGAAGAGCUAAUUUUGUGGAGGUUCUCCAGCGUCACCCCUCUGCCGAUGUCGGCUUUGCACUGAUGUCCGAAUCCAGGUCGCCAUGUCAACCAGCCCUGACAGCUGCCGAGGUGUUGACCGGUCUGGCCGAUGGCGGUAGUGCCUCAGCGACAAUGACUGUUGCCUUGAAACUCUUUGGACAAAGCCUGGAUGGACUGGAAGCAUACAUGAUUGAGGACAACAGGACGACCAAAUCAGAAUGGGCAAGAGUGGCGGACCUGUGUGGAAAGCUCCCUGGACUUGACGAGCUGGUCGACAAAAUCGGAACCUGCCUAUCCCAAAAGUUCCCAGAACAGCAACUAGCAACAGAGUAGUUUUCUGAGAUGUGUAUAUUAUUAUUGUACAUUGCCAGCAAAAUAUUCUACAAAUAUCUGAAUUUACAUUUCACAGAACAUUCAUGUAAAUUAUAAUUCAAUAUUCUUUUGAUCUUGUGAGUUUAUUGAUUACACUUCCUCCUUGUAA
Messenger RNA from Sycon ciliatum, 2282 nucleotides. RefSeq lists its product as uncharacterized. Bases 359 to 2134 code for a protein of 591 amino acids. The record is from RefSeq and is a predicted model, not a curated record. NCBI's taxonomy places the organism in Eukaryota, Metazoa, Porifera, Calcarea, Leucosolenida, Sycettidae. The transcript has 26 exons.